Macadamia integrifolia is the source of this 1031-nucleotide messenger RNA. RefSeq names its product histidine-containing phosphotransfer protein 1-like. Gene Ontology annotation, cellular component: nucleus; cytoplasm. Gene Ontology annotation, biological process: phosphorylation; phosphorelay signal transduction system; cytokinin-activated signaling pathway. The transcript is spliced from 6 exons. NCBI's taxonomy places the organism in Eukaryota, Viridiplantae, Streptophyta, Magnoliopsida, Proteales, Proteaceae. The record is from RefSeq and is a predicted model, not a curated record. Gene Ontology annotation, molecular function: histidine phosphotransfer kinase activity; protein histidine kinase binding. The coding region runs from base 217 to 660 and encodes 147 amino acids.
UAACCAAAAUCUUUUUCGAGGAUCGAAACCUUCGGAACUUCUUUAAAGACACGAGAAUGGAAACACAAUAUAUAUAUAUAAAAGGAAGCAGUAGCCAAUGUUUCCUCUGUCGCUCUCCUGAGAUUUGCAGCUCGACAUUGUUCGUCGUCUCCUUCAGUCCUCGCUCUCUCUUUCAUCUUCUUCAGCUCCGUUUUUGAGUUAGUUUUGAGAAAGCUAAUGGCUGAUCCUUGCAGACAAGAACUUCAGAGUAUCGUGCAGUCCAUGUACGUUGAGGGAAUUUUGGACCUCCAAUUUGCUCAGCUUCAAGCAUUGCAAGAUGCAAGCAAUCCUUCCUUUGUCACGGACGUAAUCAAGUUGUUCUGCCAGGACACUGUAAAGAUCAUAGAUGAACUCAAGAAUUAUCUGAGUGAACGUGUGGUUGAUUUCCAAGGGAUGGAGUCAUAUAUUCACCAGCUCAAAGGGAGCAGCUCAAGUAUUGGGGCUCAGCUCGUCAAGAACGCCUGCAAUGAAUUCCACCAGGCUUGUGAUGCCAAUUACAGGGAGGGGUGCAUCUGGGCUCUAAACAAGAUGAAAAAUGAAUACCACCGCUUGGAAGAUAAAUUCCAAAAGAUUAUUCAGCUGGAGGAAAAGAUAUUUUCCUAUGGUGUUCGAUGGCCUUAGUGUCUAGAUUGGUGUUCCUUUGCAGCAUGCUAUUGUUUGUCAAUGAAGUGCUAGUGAAGCUGGUCUCUGGCUGUUUCUCUAUGGUUACAUAAUCAAUUUCUAACUGAUCUAGUAAUGGUCUCAGAGGGGUGUUAGAUGGCAUGUUACUUAGAAGUUCUGUCUAAGAAGUGUACAUAUUUUUGGUAGACUUAUUGGCAUAUGAAACAAUGAUCAGCUUGUUUUGCCAAGUUGAUUUGAUUUUGAAUGUUUGUUUUGGGUUCUUGGCUGAAAAUUGAGUCAAUUGAAUGAUGACAUUAUUUUAUAGAAUUCUUAGAUCGUCUGCCAUUAUUGCUCUUAUUGUCCAGAUGAAUGUAACGACGUGUUAUAAUCAA